AUGUUUAAACAUAUCGAGUUCCUUCUUCGUUGCUUUCCGUUACCUAUUUUUAUUCCGUUACUUUUUAUGUCCCCCCUUUUUAUGCCCCUUAUUCGCCCCCCUCUUGUUCUUUUGUCAUUUAAUCGCCCCCACUCUUUUCCUUUGUCAUUUAAUCGCCCCACCUUUUUCUUCAUUUUAAUCGCCCCCACUCUUUUCCUUCUGUCAUUUAAUCCCCCACUCUUUCCUUCGUCAUUUAAUCGCCCCCACUCUUUUCCUUCGUCAUUUAAUCGCCCCACUCUUUUCCUUCGUCAUUUAAUCGCCCCCCUUUUCCUUCGUCAUCGCCCUUUCCUUUUUAAUCCCCCUCCUUCGUCACUUCUUUGUCCCCCCUCCUUCGUCACUUCUUUGUCCCCCCUCCUUCGUCCUUCUUUUGUCCUCCUUCGUCACUUCUUUGUCCCGUUCCUUCGUCACUUCUUUUCCCCCCCCCCUUUCCUUCGUCCUUAUUCGCCGCCCCCCCUUCUUUCGUCACUUCUUCGCCCCCCCCUUUUCCUUCGUCACUUAUUCCCCCCCCCUUUUCCUUCGUCACUUAUUCGCCGCCCCCUUUUCCUUCGUCACUUAUUCGCCACCCCCUUUUCCUUCGUCACUUAUUCGCCGCCCCCUUUCCUUCGUCACUUAUUCGCCGCCCCUUUUCCUUCGUCCUUAUUCGCCCCCCUUAUUUUCCUUCGUCUUAUUCCCCCCUUCCUUCGUCACUUUCUCCACCUGCCCCCCCUUUCCUUCGUCACUUUCUCCACCUGCCCCCUUUUCCUUCGUCACUUUCUCCACCUGCCCCCAUUUCACUUGUCAUUUUCUUGCCGCUCCUUCUCUUUUCCUUCAUCACUCCCACCCCUCUCUUCUUACCAGAUCUAUUUAUAG
Molecule: messenger RNA, 888 nt
Organism: Acanthosepion pharaonis
Lineage: Eukaryota; Metazoa; Mollusca; Cephalopoda; Sepiida; Sepiidae
Source: the annotation of a GenBank genome assembly